AUGGUAAAUUAUUGUUGUGUUUUGGGCUGUACUAAUCGGUCGGACCGGGAAAAACAUCUGGAGUACUAUAGACUGCCAAAGAUUAUAGCAAAUCAAGGAGAAGAGUGCAAAAAACUAUCUGAGGAAAGAAGGCGUUUGUGGUUGGCCAAACUGAACCAGGAUUUCCAGGGCAAGAAUCUUGACAACAUUCGUGUUUGUUUGUACCAUUUCUUGUCAGGUAAAAGAUCUGACCUGUACAAGAAGGAUGAUCCAGAUUGGGUGCCAUGCAUUAAUAUGAGAGGAAAGCAAGAACCACAACCACCUAAGGACUCACUGACAUCACGCUACAUACGCCGUGUGAAUCGAACCCAGCAGAAACUCAAGGAUGCUGCUGCCCAUUCUUUGCUUCUCAUGGACAUACCAGAUGAUGAUGAUGAUUCUGCCACGUAA
Molecule: messenger RNA, 429 nt
Organism: Sinocyclocheilus rhinocerous
Lineage: Eukaryota; Metazoa; Chordata; Actinopteri; Cypriniformes; Cyprinidae
Product: THAP domain-containing protein 11-like
Exons: 2
Coding region: 1-429 (142 amino acids)
Source: RefSeq, a predicted model, not a curated record